Molecule: messenger RNA, 1638 nt
Organism: Drosophila arizonae
Lineage: Eukaryota; Metazoa; Arthropoda; Insecta; Diptera; Drosophilidae
Product: chymotrypsin-like protease CTRL-1
Biological process (GO): proteolysis
Molecular function (GO): serine-type endopeptidase activity
Source: RefSeq, a predicted model, not a curated record
CCAUACAAUAGUCACCGCUUGGCGCUCUUCCAUUGAGGUCUGAAUCGUGACUGCGCUUGUUCAAUUAGUCUCGCGUCUCGGCUCAUUUAGAUUAUGGAACAGUUCUUGAUACUGUGCGGUAUCAUUAUAAAGCUGCUUCUUCUGCCUAGGCUCAGCUCGGCACAGCAAGUGCCGCCCAUUGCCUGCCCGGAAUACUUUGAGUAUCUGGCAUACAAUCAGGAAUACGUGGGUCGCAUUUCGAUACGACAUGAUCCACAGUAUCAGGAAAACACGCUCAGAGUUGAGUUCUCACAGCCAGGAAGUCUAAGCUCGAAUUACGUCGGCAGCCUCACUCUGUGGGAUGACGAAGAGACAACCAAGUCUAACCUGCGCUAUGGACUUCCUAUCAAGUAUCGCGUGGAUUUUCCCACUCCCGGCGUGCUGCCUAAGCUGACAUUGAUGAUGAUCAACGAUGUUGUCCUAUGCCGGGCAUCGCCAUAUCCCCCGAGCAGUGUAACGCUGACGUUGUCACAUUCGCUACGCUCUACCUCAGUGCCGCUGUUCACCCAAGAUCCUCGAUUCGUCCAGCAAACAAAUCAGCCACAGCGACCUAUUUGGGGACAAAGUGUGGCGCAACCGCAACCACAGCGGCCCACAUUCAGUAAUCCACAAGUGCCUAUUCCGACAUCAGUAGCGCCACAAUUGCCGCCUGCUAAAGUUGCUCCUCGCCCCAGGCCACCAGCACCCGCACCCGCACCAGCAACCGCUGCAGGCGGACUUGCCCAGCUCUCUGAGAUCUGCGGCCGAGAAGGGCCGGUCACAUCGCCUCUACUUCACUUUGGCAGCCAGGUGCGUCGCGGCCAGCUGCCUUGGAUGGCCGCCCUGUAUGAGCGUGGUCCCGACGGUCUUCGCUUCUUCUGUGGCGGUACGCUCAUCUCGGCCUCUACGGUGCUGUCGGCGGCGCACUGCUUCGUUUACGCCGAGCGAAACUUGCCGCCGAGCCGUGUCGGUGUUUCGCUGGGCCGCAACACAUUGGACUUGGUAUCGGACGGCCUGUUGGGUGAGGUAUCUGUGCUGAUGGUACACGAAGCAUACACGCCCAGAAACUACUCGAAUGCGGACAUAGCGCUGCUCAAGCUUUCGUCUCCAGUGAGCUUUGGCGAAUACAUCAAGCCCAUUUGCCUGUGGAAUGAGAAUUUUCGGUUGCAGCUGCCAUCUGGCUACAAGUCCUACGUGGCUGGCUGGGGAUCCGACGAGCAUGGAAACCCGAACACGCGCGUAGCCAAGAUGACCGAUACGGAUAUUAUCACAGAGGCCGAGUGCCUGCGCAGUCUGAGAUCCAGCGAGGGCAUCAGACUGGUCACGCAAAACACAAUUUGUGCGAGCAAUAAACAGGCGGCGGGACCCUGCAGCGGCGACUCCGGCGGCGGCCUCAUGCUCCAGGAGAACAAUAUCUGGCUGCUGCGCGGCGUCGUCUCCGCUGGCCAGGUGUUUACCAAUCGCUGCGAUUUGACGCAGCCCGUCAUCUAUACAGAUCUGGCGAGGCAUAUUAGUUGGCUGCGCCAGCACAUCUGGCUCUGACUCGACUCGUUUCUUUUUAGGCUUUAGUUAACUUGUGAUAAGUGGAAGAGAGAGAGAGAGAGAGAGAGAGAGAGAGAA